Molecule: messenger RNA, 5489 nt
Organism: Nothoprocta perdicaria
Lineage: Eukaryota; Metazoa; Chordata; Aves; Tinamiformes; Tinamidae
Gene: FRMPD3
Product: FERM and PDZ domain containing 3
Exons: 14
Coding region: 7-4980 (1657 amino acids)
Biological process (GO): signal transduction
Cellular component (GO): cytoskeleton
Molecular function (GO): protein binding
Source: RefSeq, a predicted model, not a curated record
CAUGCGAUGCCGGAGGAGUGCGGCGAUGCUAUGGAAUGUGGGCAGCCGCCUGCGGACACGCUCCGGCAGGUGACCAUCCAGCGCCACCCGCUCCACGGAUUCGGCUUCGUGGCCGGCAGCGAGAGGCCCGUGGUGGUGCGCUCGGUGACGGCAGGCGGCCCCUCCGAGGAGAAGCUCCUGCCCGGAGACCAGAUCGUGGCCAUCAACGCCGAGGACGUGAGCGAGGCCCCCCGCGAGCGCUUCAUCGAGCUCGUCAGGAACGCCAAGGACUUUGUGGUCCUCACCGUCCUGCACGCGCACCAGUCGCCCAAAUCCGCUUUCAUCAGCGCAGCCAAGAAGGCCAGGCUGCGCUCCAACCCGCCCAAGGUCCGCUUUUCCGAGCAGGUGACGGUCGGCGAGACGGACCCAGACAUGCUGAAGAAGGACGCGCUCCUCCUCAUCCCCAACGUGCUCAAGGUUUUCCUGGAGAACGGGCAGAUCAAGUCCUUCACGUUCGACGGCCGAACCACGGUGAAGGACGUGAUGGUGACGCUGCAGGACCGCCUCUCCCUGAGGCACAUCGAGCACUUUGCCCUGGUGCUGGAGUAUUCCAGCCCGGAGCAGAGCCACCGGUUCCUGCUUCUCCAGGACAAGCAGCCCCUGGCCCACGUCGUGCAGAGGACGCACUACCAGGGCAUGCGGUGCCUCUUCCGCGUCAGCUUCUUCCCCAAGGACCCGGUGGAGCUGCUGCGCCGGGACCCGGCCGCCUUCGAGUACCUCUACAUCCAGAGCCGCAACGACGUGAUCCGCGAGCGCUUCGGCACGGAGCCCAAGCCGGAGCUGCUGCUGGGGCUGGCCGCCCUGCACAUCUACAUCACGGUCUCGGCCACCCGGCCCAGCCAGAAGGUCUCCCUGAAGAACGUGGAGAAGGAGUGGGGCCUGGAGCCCUUCCUGCCGCCCUCGCUGCUGCAGCUGGCCAAGGAGAAGACGCUGCGCAAGGCGCUCUCGCAGCAGCUCAAGGCGCAGCAGAGCCAGCCGCCCGGCGGCACCAAGGUGUCGGCGGCGCAGGCCAAGCUGCGGUACCUGCGGAUGCUCAACGAGCUGCCCACCUUCGCCGGGGUGCUCUUCAACACCGUGGGGCUGGACGAGAAGCAGCCGGCCACCACGCUGCUCGUGGGUCCCCGCCACGGCAUCAGCCACGUCAUCGACCUCAAGACCAACCUCACCACGGUGCUCUCGGAGUUCAGCAAGGUGAGCAAGAUCCAGCUCUUCCGCGAGAACCAGGGGGUGGCCCGCGUGGAGACCAGCAUCCUGGAGGCCAAGCCGCUCGUGUUGCUCAUGGAGUGGCCUGAGGCCACCAACUUCGCCUGCCUCAUCGCGGGCUACUGCCGGCUCCUGGUGGACUCCAAGCGGCUCCUGUUCCCGAGGCCGCCCCCGCCGCACCUGACCAAGGCAGAUCCCGUCCCCGCGCCGCGUGCUGCCGCGGCUGAGCGCGGCGCCGGCGACGAGCUCCUCGGCCUCUGCUACCUGCACAUGCGAGAGCCGGGCAAGGAGCGCGAGAGCGGCACGGACGUCACCRAGAACCUGAUCCCUUUGGAGGAAACCCGUCCCCGCACCAAGUCCGACCCCACUCCCAAGAGCUCGGGCCAGGGGCGCGAGGGCGGCGAGGCGGCCCGCGAGCCGCGUGCGCGCCGGGCCCGCGCGCACACCAUCGACUCGCACCCGCGCGGCGACGCCGUGCCCUUCUACUGCGACUCCUGCAAGGCCAAGAUCAAGGGCCGCGCGGCGGCGCGCAGGGCCGCCGGCGCCCACGACACCAUGGUGGACCUCAUGUCCCUGCCGCCGCCGGGCAGCGACGAGGAGGAGGAGGAGGACGAGGCGGCGGCCCUGCUGCCGGCCAUCGCCGCGCCGCCGCCCGGCUUCCGCGACACCAGCUCGGACGAGGACGACCCGAAGCGGCGGGCGGCGGCGGCGGCGGCAGCGGCGCAGAGCCAGGAGCGGGGCCGCCACCUCUGCGGCCUCCUCUGCGACGAGGUCCCCGUGACGCUGAUAGACGCCGUGCAGACGCGCACGGUGCGCGACCACGCGCGGGAGCUCGACGACGCCCUCGUGUCCACGCUGCAGGCGCUGGAGGCGCUGGCGGCCUCYGAGGACUGUCCGCACCCGCCGCCGCCGCCCACCGCAGGUCUUAUCGUCCUGGCUGCCAUCACUCCUGAGUCAUCCUUGGAUUCGGGCCACGAAACCAACUCGUCGGAGCUGACGGACGUCUCCGAGAUGGUCUCGGCCAUGAAGCAGCACCAGAGCGCAGCCUACUUGCUCGCUCAGCACCUCGGCAAGGAGAGCCUGCUGGCGAGGAAGGAGCUGCCUCUGCGCGUGCCGGGCUGCGCCGCCCAGGCCCUGCUCGCCUCGCCCUACGCCCUCGGCCGCCCGGAGCCCAAUCCUUCGCGGAAGCCGGAGUGUCCCCUCCAAAGCCCCAGCAAUGGGCAGAGCCCGCAGGAGCAGCAGCAAGUGGAGCGGAGCCGCCCCUCGGCCGUGCAGCCGGCGCCCCAGCUGGGCGAGCAGAGCCGGGGACCCCCCGAGUGCCACGGGGCCGGCCCCGCCAGAGCCGCCUUUGGGGUGUCCCUGGCGCCGGGAGCAGCCUCGAGCGCGGAGCAGGCCCGCGCUUCCCGAGAGACGGUGCCCAAGGAGGUCCGGCCGAGCCCCGCGCUCCUCCUGGAUCCGAGGAGCGGCGUGAGCCCGGCCUUCGUCGCAGCCGCUCUGCAGCAGGCGGCCGGCGCCAAAGGCUCCGCUUCCCAAGUGGCGGCGGCUCCGAGCGAAGACAAGAACAUCAGCGGCCUCGCGGCCUCCGGCGGCAAGUCCGGGAAACUUAAAGGAGGCCAACAGGCUGAGGACACGUUAUGCAACUGUCAGCAGCAGCAGCCGCCCAGCGAAGCCUCUGCAAGCCCUAAAGAAGCUCCUGGCAGUAGGGCCGAAACAUCCCACCUGGUCUCCAUGGGGGAGGAAACGAUGCCUAGUAAGACUUUGCCCUCUAAAAGCUACCAGCCAAAAGUGAGCAGGGAUCCCCUAGGAAAAGCUCCGUGUGGAGAGCCAGGUCAGAAGGCAGAGGGCGAGGCCACAAGCCUUGUCUUUCCAAGACACGUGGCUCCUCCGAACCUAGGGGAGAAGAUGCAGCAGGAAAACUCAGUCAAAGGUUUCAAAGCGGAGAGCGGCUGUCUGCACUCUCCAUCACUUGGCAGCACCUUCAGGAGCACCAGUGAGGACCCCAAGGGGCCGAUCCAGCUGGUGCCCAGGCCCGAGGGCCUGCAGAUCAGCACUGUGCCUUGCAAAAAAGCAGAAAAAGUCCUGGAGAUGCCCCAGCAAGCUGCUGACGCCCCAGCUAAACCCAAAGCKCCCAAAGGUCCCUUCAGGUUGAGGAACCUCUUCUCGGCAACGUUCCCUACGCGGCUGAAGAAGGAGACGGACGAGCGGCAGGCCCAGCUGCAGAAGGUGAAGCAGUACGAGCUGGAGUUCCUGGAAGAGCUGCUCAAGCCCAAGGGCAAAGGAGACCUUCCCCCGCAGGAGUACCUGCACCCUCCUGCCCCUGGGCGCUGCAGCUGCCAGCUGAGGAGCAGCCCGGUGCAGAAGGUGCCCGGCAUGUCCAGGGAGCAACGACGCAGCUGCGACUGCAAGCGCAUUUGCAGGGGGGUGAGGCCGCUUCCCAACCAGCUGGCGAUGCCGGACCCGGAGAGGCAAGGCAGGGAGAAAGCCCUGGACGAGCAGAAGCAGGCAGAGGCAAUUCGGUUGAUGAGCAUGAGCAGCCCUUCCAUGGGCAAGCGGAUACGGUCGACAAGCCUGGAGUCCAGAGAUUACCGCUCAGACCCCGAGAACGGCGUGUCCUGCUUGAGCACGUGCGCUUCCCGGGGGGAAUGCAUGGGCGCUCCCCACUACAAGAAGCUCCUGCGCCGCUACAGCGUCAGUGAAAUAGAUAAGACUGACAGGACGUCUCUGUCCUCGGAGAUCUACCAGAACAUCUAUACCGUCAAGCAGAAAGGCUUCCCGAAGGAGUGCGAACCCAGCAUCUACGGCUCUGUUCUGAAAAGCAAAAUCCAGGAAGCCUCUGGAGCGGCUGAUCCGUCUUACGUGCAAAUAGCGCAGGAGAAGAAGAACCAGAAAGGCUCCGCGGUGUUCUCUGUGCAGGAGGAGAUGUAUCCGAGUGCUGCUGGGCUGCGAGAUGAGGACAUGGAGGAUGAGAAGUGCUGCUCCAUCCGCUACUGCUUCUACUACAGGAAAUGCGAUGUGGCAGAUGACGGGAGCGAGAAGGACGAGCUGUCCUAUUCCAUCCCCAUGCAGAUACUCCCGGGAAUGAAGCUGGACAAUCAGAUGGUCCCGGUCAUGAGCAGGACCCUGCAGGUCCUGGACGCAACGGCCUGCAGCAGUCCCAACGGCAGUCAAACCCAGGAAAUAGAUUUGAGGUCCUCCACCUUUGAAGGGAGCCUGGCAAAAAUCAACACCCUUCGCGGCCAUGCCUACAGCCUGCCCGACGGGUUUCUGCAGGUGCAGCUGGACACCAACGAGCUCCUGAUGGUCCUGAGGCAGUGCGUGGUGAGCCCCAAGGGCCGGGACUGCAAACCCUACGUGUCCCAGCUGGCUGAAUACAAGCAGGAGCUCGCGCUCAAGUUCAAGGAGUUCCGCGCGUCCUGCCGCCGCGUGGCCGCCGUCGACAAGAGUCCCACGCGCAUGCUCUGCGCCAUCACGAGCAGCUUCCAGGUGCUAAGCGGCCUCAUCGAGACCUUCGUGAGGCUGGCGUACGUUGUGCGCUCCGAGUCGCAGCGCCAGGAGCUGCUGGCCAAGGUGGAGGAGGUGGUGAGGAACUACACGUUCCUCCUGCGGGCCGCGGAGGAGUCCACGGCGCGGACGCUGAGCCAUCAGCAGGCGGCCGAGCAGCUCGCGCGCCAGUCGGCCACGGUGGCCACUGUCAUGAGCACGCUCACGCGCUCCCUGAAGACGCUCAUCAAUAAGUAAGCCGGCCAAGAAAGCCAACGUGCGUGCCAAGCCCUGUGCCUGUGGUCCUCACGUCACGGAGGUCUCAUGAGGAUGAGUGUCUGGAAAGCCCACCCCUUGGCCAUUCCAACAGCCGAGACCUUCUGGAAAGCCUUCAUCUGCUGGGGGUUCCAAUGGCCAAGACCUUCUUUCAUCUCUACUGGGUGAAUGGUGAUGUUGGUGGAGCUUCCGAAGGGUCRAUCCUGCCACUCUGCUUGCUCUCUCACGCCGGCUUCCCGGUGACCUUCCCAGGGAGACACAACCACCCCGUCUCCACGCCUUUGGGUCCACGUAGUUCAGGGCCUCCCUCCUGCAAAGACCAGACACUGUCUCCCGCGGCCGCGCGGUGCUGGGCUGGUGAGCAGGGACUGAGCUGAGACCUCCCACUUCACUUGGGUCCAGCUCGGAGCCCAACCAGCGUCUUGCCACGGAAACAGCUCUUGAGCCUCGCCGGGUCCGACCCACGGAGGCGGCGUUCGGAGGGCACCUCC